This is a messenger RNA of Cooperia oncophora, 324 nucleotides long. Lineage: Eukaryota; Metazoa; Nematoda; Chromadorea; Rhabditida; Trichostrongylidae. The record is from the annotation of a GenBank genome assembly.
AUGCGAGCCGAAAGUAUGGAGCACGGCGGAGCCCUUGAACCACCUCACUACGACGAUGAUGAAGAGAGUAAUGAACACUUUGAACGAGAUGUACUGGUCAUUACGAACCAAUUCCCAAACCAGCUGAACUUUUUCUGCAAUCCAAGAAAUGAACUGAUGCGUGACCGGAUUUGCUACGGCCAAGUGGAUGCGUACGCUUUGGCUUGUGCUGACGACACUCCGCCAUUGCACCUCGUACCUUUCUGCCUCGCUUUUAAGCGACAGUGUCAUUUGGUCAAUUAUCCGAAUGAUGAUUGGUGUGUACGUGAAUUCGAUCGAAUAUGA